UUUAAGGUGACAUAUGAGGCUCACAAGGAGUACCUAGCAAAAAUGUAUGAAGAGUAUCAAAGGCAAGAGGAAGAGAAUAUAAAAAAAGGAAAAAAGGGGAAUGUUAGCACUAUCUCAGGCCUUUCAUCUCAGACAACAGGUGCAAAAGGUGGAAUGGAAAUUCGAGAGAUAGAAGACCUUUCACAAAGCCAAAGUCCCGAAAGUGAAACAGAUUACCCUGUCAGUACGGACACCAGGGACUUGCUCAUGGCUACAAAGGUGUCAGAUGAUGUGCUUGGAAGUGCUGAGAGACCAGGAGGAGGAGUACAUGUGGAAGUUCAUGACCUUUUAGUUGAUAUAAAAGCUGAAAAGGUAGAAGCUACUGAAGUAAAACUUGAUGAUAUGGAUUUAUCACCAGAGACACUGGUAACGGGAGAAAACGGUGCACUUGUGGAAGUUGAAUCUCUUUUAGAUAAUGUAUAUAGUGCUGCUGUUGAGAAACUCCAAAAUAAUGUUCAUGGAAGUGUUGGUAUUAUUAAGAAGAAUGAGGAAAAAGAUAAUGGUCCAUUAAUAACUCUAGCUGAUGAGAAAGAUGAACCUUCUACUAACAGUACCUCAUUUCUCUUUGAUAAAAUACCCAGUCAAGAGGAGAAGCUUUUACCUGAACUUUCAAGUAAUCACAUUUCUAUUCCAAAUGUGCAAGAGACACAAAUACAUCUUGGUGUAAAUGAUGAUUUGGAAUUGCUUGCGCACAUGACAGGUAACGUAGAGAGAACGUGUCCUGCAAGUAUAAUAGAGGAAAAGGAGUUCAAGAUUCAUACAACCUCGGACGGAAUGAAUAGCAUUUCUGAGAGGGAACUGGCUUCGUCAUCUAAAGGAUUAGAAUAUGCUGAAAUGACGGCCACAACUCUUGAGACAGAGUCUUCUGGUAGCAAAACGGUACCUAGUGUUGAUGCUGGAAGUAUAAUAUCAGACACAGAGAGAUCUGAUGAUGGUAAGGAAGCGGGAAAGGAGAUAAGAAAGAUCCAGACAACCACCACAACCCAA
Molecule: messenger RNA, 1026 nt
Organism: Tinamus guttatus (white-throated tinamou)
Lineage: Eukaryota; Metazoa; Chordata; Aves; Tinamiformes; Tinamidae
Source: RefSeq, a predicted model, not a curated record